Molecule: messenger RNA, 1050 nt
Organism: Mastomys coucha (southern multimammate mouse)
Lineage: Eukaryota; Metazoa; Chordata; Mammalia; Rodentia; Muridae
Gene: Erh
Product: ERH mRNA splicing and mitosis factor
Exons: 4
Coding region: 337-651 (104 amino acids)
Source: RefSeq, a predicted model, not a curated record
GACCGGUGUCGCUGUUGUCUUCCUCGUCCUUUUAGCUGCCUGCCUGUUAAUUAGAGUACAGAAGGCAGCAUCCCGAAACAAACUGUUCUUCCUAAAGCUGCGAAAGAGUCUCUUACCCAUCUCGGUGCCCUUAUCCAAGAUGGCUGAAUCAGAGUCAGUAUCCACUCUCGAGACCGGAAAUGUGUGAAUCUCUAUGGUCCGAAAGGCUCUUUUGGCGUCGCGCUUCCGACGAUUUCCGGCGGCGGCUCUCGCGGGAUUGGCUGUUGGCGGCGUUGCGGCUGAGCUCGUGUGCGGCGGCGGAGGUUUAGUGGCGGCUGCAGCAAAGCGUUUGGCGCGAUGUCUCACACCAUUUUGCUGGUACAGCCUACCAAGAGGCCAGAAGGCAGGACUUACGCUGACUAUGAGUCUGUGAAUGAGUGCAUGGAAGGUGUUUGUAAAAUGUAUGAAGAACAUCUGAAGAGAAUGAAUCCCAACAGCCCUUCCAUCACAUAUGAUAUCAGUCAGUUGUUUGAUUUUAUUGACGAUCUGGCAGAUCUCAGCUGUCUUGUUUACCGAGCUGAUACACAGACAUACCAGCCAUAUAACAAAGACUGGAUCAAAGAGAAGAUCUACGUGCUCCUCCGUCGACAGGCCCAACAGGCUGGGAAGUAAUUGAGUCGGAAGCACUGGGGCUGGGGGUGGACUUGGAACAGGUGCAUACAGCGUGCUGUAGUGAACCUUUUGUAGCCAUCCUGUUUCCACUCUGUUACACUCGAGCCGAGACUGAAUGUCUGCCAUGAACCGGGAGUGAUCUCUUCACUCUGAAGCCACCGUUGCCCCUUUGCUCCUUUACUUUCAUUUUUUACUUAAACAUUUUUAUGAUAAUUCAGAUAGAAAACAUUUUUGCCAUUUAAGGUUGGUUCCAGUCCUUGAAACUGUCCGAGUCUGCUUUAAAGCAGUGAGCGCACUAACCCUUCGUGGGGGGUGGGGUGGGGACAAGGUUAGUUAUAUCCUCUGGGAAAGUCUUAGUGAAAAAUAAAGAAAUGUUCUGUAGUUGUAUUUUCUCACUGA